AUGCGUCUUUUUUCAAAUGAAAAAUAUCAAGCCGGUGCUUCAGUAUUUCAAUUAUUAGUAACAACUACUGCGGACAAUCCAUCAUCAGAAUAUAAUUGUCAAAUAUGGCAAAAUCUGAAUAAUUUUAAUCGCCCAUUUCUUACUCUAUUUUCAGAUUCAGAUUCAACUACUAAUGGUCUUGAUAAAGUAAUACAAUCCAUGAUACCCGAUACUAGCACACCCAACAAUUACUCAAACUGA
Molecule: messenger RNA, 240 nt
Organism: Adineta ricciae
Lineage: Eukaryota; Metazoa; Rotifera; Eurotatoria; Adinetida; Adinetidae
Source: the annotation of a GenBank genome assembly